CUUCCCAGGCCCUCACAAAUUGCUCGCGCUAUUUUUUGGCGCUCGUAGGAUCUCCUAGCUACCUUUCUAGCGCAAAGCCGGGUCGCGGCUCCUCUUACAGACUCCAGCGUACGCUUGUUUUAAUAUAGGCCAGCCUUCAGGGGAGGUCAUUUAGUGCCGUCACUAGUACAUCGGCACUGCACGGAAGAGUUUGCAUUGGGGUAUUUCAUAGCGCGACGUACUCAUCGGAGCUGCAAAGGCUAAGCCAUUUUUAUGCGGCUCACUAAUCGCAGCCGUAUCCGUCACAGCCGACUUUUGAAGUAUCCUUGACUUCCGUAUUUCUAAGCACUCCAUAUUGUCGACCCUAUAAUUGCCUCGGUAAUCGCAUCCGUAUCGACCCUAUUAUCACAGCCCUCUCUGCGCUCGCAGCUUCAACAGCCAUGUCAACGUCGCUCGACACGUCAGCAGCCGCACCUGUCAGAAAACCGGACGCCCCCGCAGCAGCAGGCGCCGCCGACGAACCGGCCGCAUCAGCCGUAACAGCUGUAGCAGCUGUAGCACCAGCCACACCAGCCGGCGCACCAGCUGUAGCGGCCGCACCAGCCACGCCAGCCGCACCAGCCGUACCAGCUGUGGCAGCGGCGGCGGCAACCCCGCCCGAUUCAAACAACAAGCGCGCUACAGCCGCCACGCCGCCCGACUCAAACAAGCGCGCUACAGCCACCCUGGUGGCCUUCGCCGUGCAGUGCGCGCUAUGCUACAAGUGGCGCAAGGCGCCCACGCUCGACGAGUACGAGAGCAUCCGCGCGCGCGUGUCGAUCGAGCCAUUUACGUGCGCGCAGGCGCAGCGCUGGAAGCCCGCGUGCUCGUGCGCGGACGACCCGGACCUAGUGCAGGACGGCACGUACAUGUGGGCGCUCGACCGCCCCGAUAUCCCGCAGCCUCCGCCCGGGUGGCGGCGGCGCAUUGUGGUCCGCGGAGGGUCUUCCGCGAAGUUUUCAGACGUGUACUACCAUUCACCGUGCGGCAAGUCGUUGAGAUCAGUCAACGAUGUUGAGAGGUUCCUAGCGGAGCACCCCAAGUACCGCAUGCAGGGCAUCACGUCGCGGCAGUUCUCCUUCUCCUCCCCGCGCCCCGCACCCCAAGCCGGCCCCGCCAAGAGCUACAUGCAGAAGCGGCCGCAUGCUGAUGCAUCCCCGCCAUCAGGCCCGCUGGGUAAAAGAUUAGCUGCAACCCAGUAGAUGCAGCUAGGAAUCUUCUAGGCGCUUCAAACCUCUCCCCACACCGCCCUCACCCUCACCCUCACACUCAGCUGCAACAGCUCGUAUCAAGGGGUACCAAGGAGUACCAGUAGGUGCCUGCAGAAACGGCUGCAAUGCUGAUGUCCCCCCGCCAUCAGGCUUGUUGCUGGGAUUGGCAUUGGCAUGCUGUGGGGUACCGUAACUUCCAUGUGUUGGGAAAAGGCAGAGGUUUGGUGACCACCAACCAAACCCUUGCUUGCUUCACUUUUUCUGGGACUUGAUUUUUGUAGAAGUAAUAUGCCAUAUAGUAACCGUUAACUCUCCUUGCUUCUGGGUUCUAGUGUUCUAGCAAGGUUCUGUAGUACUAGAUGGAAAUUGUGAGAUGUUUGGGAAAUGCUUUCUAAUUGCCUUCUACAGCAGGUGCUGUACCGUACACUAAUGUAGAUUACCUAA
Molecule: messenger RNA, 1673 nt
Organism: Closterium sp. NIES-67
Lineage: Eukaryota; Viridiplantae; Streptophyta; Zygnematophyceae; Desmidiales; Closteriaceae
Source: the annotation of a GenBank genome assembly